Molecule: messenger RNA, 1064 nt
Organism: Anolis sagrei ordinatus
Lineage: Eukaryota; Metazoa; Chordata; Lepidosauria; Squamata; Anolidae
Gene: TMEM150B
Product: transmembrane protein 150B
Cellular component (GO): plasma membrane
Source: RefSeq, a predicted model, not a curated record
CAAGGCAGGAACUUUUGGGAGAAAAACAAAAGGACACCUCCUAAGGAGAGUGUGGAAAAUACUUUCUCCAUGGACCUAGCCAAGGAAUCCCUCCAGGCUGGGUUGGGCACAUAACACAAUUGCCUGUGCUUUCUUUCCAAAAGGAGAAGGUCGAAAAAGCAAGCAAGCAAGAAAAGAAAGACGAAAUCCACCACUCCAGGCUCAAUGCAGCCCUUCCUGUCAUCAUGGGAGACUAGAAUUCAAAGACCCAGCAUCCUUCCUACCCUUCUUUUGGCAUCGGCCCAUUGGGCCAGGGAUGCAUGGCUCCCAAGUCUUUUCUUGAUGAUCUCCUUGAAUUUUUCACACUUUUUAGGUCUCCUGGGACCAUGUGGCUUUGGGUUCUGCUUCCUGUGCUACUGGCCGCGGGCGGGAUCAUCGGCUUCUGGGUCGUGUUUGCCAUGGCAGUUGCAAAUGGCUCCGUAAACAUCACAGAAGCAUUUCCAUAUAUCAGCACCUGUGGCGCAUACCCACCCCAGAGCUGCCUAUUUGGUCAAGUCCUUAAUACAGGAUCAUUUCUAGGUGUAGUCAUCUGCUUUUUAAAGUACCAACAAGUGCGGGAUUAUGGCUGUCGCUCCCGUUUAAAUAUAAUUGGGCUUGUUCUAGGCAUAUUCUGUGCCCUUGGAGCAUCCAUGGUGGGCAAUUUCCAGCAAUACAACCAGCUGGAAACUCAUUUGUUUGGGGCCUUCUUGGCUUUUGUGGUAGGAAUCCUUUAUUUCUGGAUCCAGACUUUUCUAACCAAUCAAGUGAAACCAAGACAUGGAGGACGGUGGAUUGCAUCUCUUCGGUUCUCCCUCAGCUUCUGCGGCUCGGCCUUCCUCAUUGCCACGGUUUCACUUUUUUAUUUGAAACUCGAUUCUGAGUCGGCCUACUGUGAAUGGGCCCUAGCCAUGGACCUGUUCCUGCUCUUUGGCCUCUUUGCAGUGGACUUCUGGCACAUCGGCACCUGCUCAGUCCAUGUGCACCAUCAACGGGCGGACCAGGAAUCCCCAGACAUCCAGGCAUCAACGCAGACUCUAGCACUCUGA